AAAAAAGGGGUAGGUAUGAGAUUUGACCGAACGACCAUAAGCACCAUCCCUUCAAGACUUGGUACACUCUUACAAUAAUAUUUAAACCCCUUAACCACCUCCACUUCUUUCUCAGCUUGUUUCCUUCUCCAAAAGAGAAUAACACAAGCUUCAUUUCAAUAACACACACUUUUUCCCUUUCUAUUUUUAAUUGCUUUCAACACCCCCAUUUCAAUAAUGAAUACUCUAUCUCCACCUCCCUCUUCUAACACCCUCAAUUUCAACCACAUAACAAUAACACGGCCGUGGAAAUUUCCAAACCGGCUUGGUCCGAACCGUGUUUCUGUCAAAUGUGCUUACGGUUCAAGUUAUGACACCGGUUCAACCCGAACCGACUGGCAAAGCUCAUGCGCUAUCUUAUCUAGCAAAGUUGUUUCACAAGAACAAUCUUCCACUUCCACCGCCGUCAACGCCGGCGCCGAUGAAAACUUUGCAGCUAUCAACGGCCACAAAACAAACAUCACCGAUCUCCAGCUUGUUCCCAUCGGGAACCUCACCGGAGAAAUUUCAAAGCCACUUCCACCAAAACCGUUAACAAUCUCCGACCUAGCUCCGGCACCGAUGCACGGCUCAAAUCUCCGCGUCGCUUACCAAGGAGUCCCGGGAGCAUACUCUGAAGCCGCCGCCGGAAAAGCUUAUCCAAACUGCGAAGCAAUUCCUUGCGACCAAUUCGAAGUCGCUUUCCAAGCCGUCGAGCUUUGGAUCGCCGACCGUGCUGUUCUCCCGGUAGAAAAUUCCCUCGGAGGUUCAAUCCACCGUAACUACGACCUCCUCCUCCGUCACCGUCUCCACAUCGUCGGAGAAGUUCAACUCCCGGUCCAUCACUGUCUCCUCGCUCUCCCCGGAAUCAGAAAAGAAUAUCUGACACGUGUCAUCUCUCAUCCACAAGCUUUAUCUCAAUGCGAACACACAUUAACAAAACUCGGCCUCAACGUCGCACGUGAAGCAGUUGACGAUACUGCAGGUGCUGCGGAGUUUGUUGCAACUAACAAUCUCCGCGACACUGCUGCUAUCGCCAGCGCACGUGCAGCCGAGCUUUAUGGAUUAAAUAUCUUAGCAGAUGGAAUUCAAGAUGACCCAAGUAACGUAACCCGAUUCGUUAUGUUGGCCAGAGAACCCAUAAUUCCACGUACGGAUCGUCCAUUUAAAACAAGUAUUGUUUUCGCUCAUGAUAAAGGAACUUCAGUGCUUUUCAAAGUGCUUUCAGCUUUUGCGUUUAGGAAUAUUAGUUUAACGAAGAUUGAAUCAAGGCCACAUCGUAACCGUCCGAUUAGGCUUGUUGAUGAUGCAAAUGUUGGAACUGCGAAGCAUUUUGAGUAUUUGUUUUAUGUUGAUUUUGAAGCUUCAAUGGCUGAAGUUAGAGCACAAAACGCGUUGGCUGAAGUUCAGGAAUUCACGUCUUUCUUGAGAGUUUUGGGUAGUUACCCUAUGGAUAUGACACCCUGGACUACUCCUUAAUUUUUAUUUUAUUUUUUUCUGUUUAAAUAUUUGGAAAUUGUAUCAACUUUUUUUUUUUG
Molecule: messenger RNA, 1556 nt
Organism: Medicago truncatula (barrel medic)
Lineage: Eukaryota; Viridiplantae; Streptophyta; Magnoliopsida; Fabales; Fabaceae
Product: arogenate dehydratase/prephenate dehydratase 6, chloroplastic
Exons: 1
Coding region: 217-1497 (426 amino acids)
Biological process (GO): L-phenylalanine biosynthetic process
Cellular component (GO): chloroplast; cytoplasm
Molecular function (GO): prephenate dehydratase activity; arogenate dehydratase activity
Source: RefSeq, a predicted model, not a curated record